CCUGCGCGCGACCACACGUGAGAUACAGACACAAAUGGGCUAAACAUUAACAACACAAACAUUCAUACGUUUUACCUACCACCUCGCCUGGAAAUCCGUCGCGAGUUUGAGAGAGGAAGAUGCCAAGGACACGGUGUUUCCUGCACCUCCAAGGGCAAUUGCACAGAAGUUGUUUGUUUUGGGGAGCCUUUCAAAGAGGUUAUGCAGAGAGCAGUGAUGUGGGCUGGUUUCGGUCAUUUUUUGUACACAAAGUAGAUUCCAGGAAAGAUGCCCACUCCAAUCUCUUGUCCAAGAAAGAGACCAGCAGCCUCUACAAAAUUCAGUUUCACAACGUAAAGCCAGAUUGCCUAGAUGCCUACAACAGUCUAUCGGCUGAGGUUCAGAACCAACUCCAUCAUGACGAGAGCUACCCCUGUGAGGUGAUUGGAAGCUGGAACACUUGGUAUGGCGAGCAAGACCAGGCUGUGCACCUUUGGAGAUAUUCAGGAGGGUACCCAGCUCUUACUGAGUGCUUGGACAAGUUGCACCACAAUAAGGAAUAUAUGGAGUUUCGUAAGGAGAGAAGCAAAAUGUUAGUCUCACGUAAAAACCAACUCCUUCUGGAAUUCAGUUUUUGGAACUACCCGACACCCCGAACUGGUCCGAACAUAUAUGAACUUCGUUCCUAUAACCUCAAGCCCGGCACAAUGAUUGAGUGGGGAAAUCACUGGGCUCGGGCCAUCACGAGUCGCCAGGAGAACAAUGAGGCUGUUGGUGGCUUCUUUACUCAAAUUGGAGACUUGUACAUGGUCCAUCAUCUGUGGGCUUAUAAGGACCUACAGACCAGAGAGGAAACCAGGAAUGCUGCCUGGCUGAAGGAGGGCUGGGAGUCAACAGUUUAUUACACAGGCUUCCAAUGAAGGAACAUGAAGUAAAAUUCUCCUGAAAGAUAGUCUGUGAUUAUUAUCCAAUACAAUUUUUGAUUGAAAAUUCAGCUAAUUGUUUGUCUCAUAAAAGCCUCUGGUGAACCAAAACAAAGACCUGUAAAAUAUUUUUGUUCCAAGAUCCAUUCCAAGGUUUUCAUUUUUCAUUCAUUUCUUUGCUCUUAGAUUUUUACAAUCUAAAAAUGUACUUUCUUGGGGGCCAUGUUUGGAAUACCUUAAAAGUACUCAUGGCCAGAUGUACGUACAUUUGCGAACAUAGCGUUA
Messenger RNA from Alosa sapidissima (American shad), 1187 nucleotides. RefSeq names its product nipsnap homolog 1 (C. elegans) (gene nipsnap1). Lineage: Eukaryota; Metazoa; Chordata; Actinopteri; Clupeiformes; Clupeidae. The record is from RefSeq and is a predicted model, not a curated record. Gene Ontology annotation, cellular component: mitochondrion. The transcript has 10 exons. The coding region runs from base 120 to 899 and encodes 259 amino acids.